AUGCGACAAGCAGGCGCAUUUCCGAAUGACGACGACUCCCAUGUGCAGCGCCCUUUUGAGCUGAGUUCCCUCAGACGAAGCCUUGAAGCCUAUCUUGUUUCCAGCAGCAGUGAUGGCCCUGACGGCAGAGUCGCAGCAGCGGACUGUCUCUGUGCCUAUCUCCCGCUGCUGAGUGCUGCUGUGUUGCAGCAGCUGCCUGCCGCUGAUCUGCUGUUACUCCUGCAUGUAUUCGGUCGCCUGCUCACCGAGUUUCCCAGUGCGGCAAAAACAGCACCAGCAGCCGAGCGAAGAAGAGGGCUUUGCCUGCUCCUGGGUCGAGGGGCCCUAAUCAUAACGAAACGCCCCCUAGAUUUCCUACUGCCAUCGCAGUUACCCAGAAUCCUGGGAGUUGCUGCGACCCUUCCUCCUUCGGCGCUUCCUGAGGAGUUCUGGCGAUGUCUUGUUAGGCGAUGCGCAGAAGCCUCGCGGUCUUCAUCUCCUUCUGAAGCUGCCUGGCUGCUACUGGGCCUCUCUUGCUUGCCACCGCUCCCUGAUGGCGUCCUUGUUCUCCAGGCUGCACGCGUUGUUUGUGGGCGGCUUGCCGGGGCACCCGACACCCUGCGACACGCGGGAUCGCUUUCACACGUCUUGGAGGCCCUCCAGCGUCUAAAGCUCCUGCAUGCGCCAUUGCUAACUGAGAUAGGUGGGACGCUUGGUUCCUGUGCUUUUCCUAGGCUCCUUGAGAAAGAGGACAAGGCCCUUCUUAUCGCAAGCUUAGGCUGUUUUGCCGCGCUGAAGGCCACAGAGUUUCAGCCUCUCUUCAAGAGCCUCGCGGAUGCCCUUGUGGAGUGGGUAAUGGAUCUCACCCUCUCUGAGGCUGCAAAAAUCCUAUCUGCGCUGGGGGCCCUAAAUUGCUACCCCGAACGGCUCAUCGGAGCUCUCCUCCCGCACGUCUCUUCCUUGCUGGCGGCGCAACUUGCUCUCGCGUCGAAUGGCGAGGCGGACUCUACCGGUGCUUCUGUAGCAGCAGCGGCAGCAGCAAAGGACACAUUGAGAAUCCUGCGAUGUCUUGGACAACUGCAAAAGCGAGAUGUUGCUGUGCUGCGAGAGGUUGUGCACCUUCUCACGCUCGCAGCUGAUCAGCACCACCUGACUCUCAAGGAUUGCGCGUUUGCAUUAUACGACUGCUACCGCCUGGACCUCUGGCACCCUGGACUUACUGAAUGUCUCCUCAAACGGCUUAGGGCGGCCGAAGGCAACACUCUGUUGGACAAUCUGGGCCUGCAGUGUGCGACGAACCUGCUAUUAGCUCUUAGCUACUUCCGGCUAAAUGAACGGCCGCUCUUCGACUCUCUUCUCUCCCAGGCAAGGCAAACACUAGCACCUGUGUGCUGCCUGUUGCUCUCGCUCUUCCCCGGGGUUUCACUGCCCGUGCCGAAACUGGCUUGCAGUGCAUUUUUGACGUGGCAUUGGCUAUGCGCGUUCCUUGGUCUCUAA
Molecule: messenger RNA, 1476 nt
Organism: Cyclospora cayetanensis
Lineage: Eukaryota; Apicomplexa; Conoidasida; Eucoccidiorida; Eimeriidae
Exons: 8
Coding region: 1-1476 (491 amino acids)
Source: RefSeq, a predicted model, not a curated record